ACAAGAUAUAAUAAUAUUGUACUGUGUAUCCAUAGUAACGAUUUAACUACAUGCAGUACAGUAGUAUAAAUUUUGGUGUUUGCAUAGCCUCGUACAAAGCUAGAUUGAGAAACAUAAGUGACACCGAUCGACGACAACAUUCGACGACGAACGAUGAGCCAAAGCCAAGAUUACGACCACUUCGGCCACCGCCACACGUUGGUUCCGCUCGUCCUAGACGACGGAGAACGCCUCACGUGCAAGGGCUGCGAGCUCUCGAUCGACCAUCCUUUCCACGGCUGCAUUUCCUGCGCCUACUACCUCCACGACCGUUGUCUCCACGCGCCGCGCUCUCUCCAACACGCAGCCCACACCGCCCACCCCCUCACGCUCCUCCCGGCGCCGACGUACUCCGGCAAGGACUACGUCUGCGACGCUUGCCGCUCCAAGGGCACCGCCUUCAGCUACAGCUGCUGCCACUGCGGCUUCGACGUUCACCUCCACUGCGCUUCCCUGCCGGAAACCGCCGCCCUGCCGGAGAAGCACCCGCACGCGCUGAAACUGGUGUUCGAUUACAAGACUGAGGAGAAUACUGUGUUUCUGUGCGAUGUGUGUAACCGGGAAGUGGAUGAGGGCGCGUGGAGAUAUUACUGUGCGGGGUGUGAUUUUGGGACCCACCUGCAUUGCUCCGGAGUGGGGUGUCUAGAGCGCGUGGGUGAUGAGGAUGACGGUGACGGCGGCGAAACGGCCGGAGUUAAUGAUCACGUGGCGGCGAUGAGGCAGGCGACGAAGGAGAUGAUGGAGCUUCAGCUUGCGUCGGCUAGGAUGCAGAAUUCGCUGAAUUUAAGUGCGGCAUAUGCGAACAUGAUGAGCCAAAAAUUCAUAAGCACUAAUACAUGGAAAAGAGAGAUGGAGUUCAAGCAUUUUAGCCACAACCAUGGUUUGGUCUUCCACCAAAUGCCCCAAGGUGCCCAAAUCCAAUGCUCCGGCUGCCAUUGCCCCGGAACUGGCCCCGUCUAUGCCUGCUGGCGAUGCUCUUUCUUCCUCCACGACCAAUGUUUCCGCGCCAAUCGCUCCCUCAAACACCCCUCCCACCCCCUCCACCCAUUAACAUUGACCCCCUACCCCACCUACCCUUCCAAUUCUUUCUAUUGCAAUUCUUGCACCCUCAUUGGAAGUGGGUUUUCCUAUUCUUGCUCCGAAUGUGACUUUGAUCUCCAUGUUCAUUGUGCUCAUUCCCCUAUCCCUAAUCAAGCAAUCCCUUGCACCCACCCAAACCCUAACCCUAACCCUAGCCCUAUCCCCAGUUUUAGUCCCCCUACUAGUGCACCGGCCGCCGCGUCUCCUAGUGUUCAUUCUCCGGUGCCGGCGAAGCCGGCGCCGGAGCCGGAACCGCCGGUAGGGUUUCCCACCUGGAAAGAUCGGGAAACGACGCAUUUCAGCCAUCCCCACCGAUUGAAGCUAACGGAAGUCCAAGAAAAGGACGGGAAAAAGUGUUCCGGUUGCGAGUACAUUAUAACCGGUCCGGUUUACACCUGCGUUGACCCAGACUGCGGCGUUGACUUUAACCUCCACAAGAAAUGCUUCGAACUGCCGAGAGAAGUCCGGCACAAAUCCCACCUCGACCACGCGCUCACGCUCCUCCCUUCUCCGCCGUACCAAGACGGCGACGGCUUCGCCUGCAACGCCUGUCUGCAGAAGGGAUCGGCGUUCGUCUACCACUGCGGCGCGUGCUCGUUCGAUCUCCACGUGGAGUGCGUGCGCUGGCCGGAGAAAGUGCAGCGGGACGACCACAAGCACGCGCUGUCGCUCUUCUACGCGCCGCCGGCGCCGCCGGUGCCGCCGAAAUGGCGUGGACGAAAUGGCGUGGACUUAUUACUGUCACGAAUGCGACUUCGGAACUCACUUGGAUUGCGUGGUGUCGAAGGUGCAGCCGCCGGUGGAUAAACAGGAAGACGCCGACGACGCGGCGGCGGCGGCGGCGAUUCAGGAAGCUCAGAUGAAGUUGGCGCUGCUUCAGCUUCUCGUCAAUGGCGGCGGCCCUAUAGAGUUCACGUUUUCGUGAAAUUCAAAUUAAUUUAUUCCCAAUUUAUCGCAGAAUUGUUUUUAAUUUAAUCCUUAAUUUAAUUUCAUUUUAAUAAAUAAAAGUCAUUUUAACAGUA
Messenger RNA from Ipomoea triloba (trilobed morning glory), 2141 nucleotides. RefSeq lists its product as uncharacterized. The transcript is spliced from 3 exons. Lineage: Eukaryota; Viridiplantae; Streptophyta; Magnoliopsida; Solanales; Convolvulaceae. The coding region runs from base 154 to 1926 and encodes 590 amino acids. The record is from RefSeq and is a predicted model, not a curated record.